Mytilus californianus (California mussel) is the source of this 972-nucleotide messenger RNA. RefSeq names its product AN1-type zinc finger protein 1-like. Gene Ontology annotation, molecular function: zinc ion binding. The record is from RefSeq and is a predicted model, not a curated record. Gene Ontology annotation, cellular component: cytoplasm. The coding region runs from base 18 to 812 and encodes 264 amino acids. The transcript is spliced from 8 exons. Lineage: Eukaryota; Metazoa; Mollusca; Bivalvia; Mytilida; Mytilidae.
GUCCGUGUCGUUCCCCGAUGGCUGAGUUCCCAAACGUUGGAAACCACUGUUCAUUUGAAACAUGUAAACAACUAGAUUUUCUGUCGUUUGUUUGUGACAGUUGUACAAAAACAUUUUGUUUAGACCACAAGUUUCCUGACAAACAUUCCUGCAGUUUAGAAUUUGCAACAUCUACAAAUACGAAAUAUGAAGGUGUUAAAAGUUAUGAUUGUGUUUAUGAUAACUGUGACAAAAGGGAGCUAAUGCCAGUUGUAUGUGAGAAAUGUCAUCUCAAUUUCUGUUUAAGCCACAGACAUCCCCAGGAACACAAAUGUACAAAGUUAGAAGUAAAGGAAGAAAAAUGUCAAACAGCUUUGCAUGUACAAAAAAUUCUUGAAUCAAAACCAUCAAAGCAAGAUGGUAAAAAACCAAAGAAAGCUAGUAAAACUGCUGCUAAAGUAGCUCUUAUGAAAAUGAAAAUGAAAGCUACCGGAGAGAAGGGCAUUCCAGAACAAGAAAAAGUUUAUAUGUUAAUAUAUCUACCUAAAGCACUGUCACUGGCUGCUAAACCUUUGUACUUUUCAAAGACAUGGAGUUUUGGUAGAUGUAUAGAUUUUGUUGCCAGUUCUGUUCAGAUGAAAAAUGAAAAUAAUACAGGAAGUGAAAAGAAAUUAAGAUUAUUUAACCAUGAGAGUGGACAAUUGUUACCAAUAGAGAAAACAUUGGACUCAUUGUUAAGUGAGGAAGUUAUAUUUAGUGGAUCAUCUGUGAUACUAGAAUAUGUUACCACCGACUGUUGUCAGUUAGAGAAUACAGAGGAUUAUAAAACAUGAUACAGUUCACAGUUUAUGACCUUAAUUUUAUAAAUAGGGGGAAUAAAUUGUAUAUCCUGCAGUCCGUCGUCAUGAAACAGUGUCAAGAUGAAAGCAGAUUUAUUGUCUAUUUGAGUUGUAGACAUACCAUUGUAGAAUAAAAUCUGACAACAUUAAAAAA